GUUUGAUGAAUGAAGCGGUAAAGGUUGCUGCUGCUAUCAUCAUUUUAGCUUUGGGGGUGGCGGUGUGAUCAAUCAUGAACAGGGUUCUUGGUGUACGGCUCUGCCGAAAUGUGGCAGCAUCACUUCGCCCCACCAUUACUGCACAGCCACUUACAGUGGCGCCAGUCGGUCAUUGCCAACCACUGACUACCACAGCAGCUACAGAGCCUUGUGUGGCUAUUGUGGGCGCUGGACCAGCUGGCUUCUAUACAGCUCAGCAGAUCAUCAAGAGGACACCCGGCUGCCGUGUGGACCUGUUUGAGCGGCUGCCGGCGCCGUUCGGUCUGGUCCGGUACGGCGUGGCGCCCGACCACCCGGAGGUAAAGAACGUGGAGCACUCGUUCAGCCAGACGGCCGCACUGCCCGGCGUCCGGCUGCUAGCGGACGUCACCGUGGGCGAGCACGUGUCGGUGGCAGAGCUGCGCGCCGCCUACGACGCCGUCGUGCUGGCGUACGGCGCCGACCAGGAGCGGUCGUUGGGGAUUCCCGGCGAGGAGCUGGCCAACGUGACCUCGGCGCGCCGCCUGGUGGGCUGGUAUAACGGCCUGCCCGGCUGUCCGGCGCCGGCGGACCUCAGCGCCGAGCACGCCGUCAUCAUCGGCAUGGGCAACGUGGCGCUGGACGUGCUGCGCAUCCUCACCGCGCCCCUGGACAUGCUGAAGGAGACAGACAUCACGGAGAACGCGCUGUCGGCGCUGGCCGAGUCCCGUAUCCGGCACGUGACCGUGGUGGGCCGGCGCGGCCCGCUGCAGGCGGCCUUCACCAUCAAGGAGCUGCGCGAGCAGCUGCAACUGCCGGGCGUGACGGCGCUGUGGGACGACUUCCCGGCCGACCAGCUGGAGAAGCAGCUGCCCGACCUGCCCCGUCCCCGUCGCCGGCUCACGGAGCUGAUGGUGAAGGCGGCUCGCGACCGGCGGUCGCCCGCCGACGGCCGCCGCUCCUGGAGCCUGCGGUUCCUGCGCAGCCCGCUGGAGGCGCACGGGGACGCCGCCGGACGGGUGGCGGAACUGCGGCUGGCGGUGAAUAGACUGGACGGGGAUAAGGUGGCGGCGACGGGAGAGACGGAGCGACUGCCGUGUCAGCUGCUCAUCACCAGCACCGGGUACAAGGGCCAGUCGAUAGACCCCGACUUACCGUUUGACGCCGACCGAGGAGUCAUCCCAAACACUAACGGACGCGUCACGGGGAUACCAGGCGUGUACGCCACGGGCUGGAUCGGCACCGGACCCGUCGGAGUCAUCGUCUCCACCAUGACGGCCAGCUUUGGCGUGGGACGGCUGGUUUCGGACGACCUGGCCGCCGGUCGGCUCGGCGGCAGGAGUUCAGAGCCGGACCAACUGCUGGAGACGAUCCGUUCCAGGGGUGUUCGCCCAGUGGGUUUCGCCGACUGGCUGCGGCUGGACGAGGCGGAAACGGAGCGCGGACGGCAGACCGGAGCGCCGCGACAGAAGGUGACCUCAGUGGAGGAGAUGCGACGCAUCAUCUGGGCGGAGCGCGACCAGUAGCACCUGCUGCGGCAGAAACACCGUCCGCGCCAGUAUUGCCGUCCCGCGGCGCGCGGGACAACCCGGGGCUUCCAGCCGGUGUCCCGUCUGCGACUGUGCUGUGCUUUGAGCUCGAUUAGACUGCUGACUCCGUUUGCACGGACUAUAGUCUGAGCUCGAUCGGACUUUCUGUCUGAGCUCGCUCUCGCUGCCAAUUACUACAGUCUGUCGCACACCUAGCUGCUGUUGGCAGUGCUUGUUUAGUAGUGCGCUGAUGGCUUCAGCUGUACAGGGUGUCUCAAAAGUUCGCUUACAGGUACCAGCCAUGCUUUUUUGUCAAUAAUUCUGAAUCAACAUGAAAUUAACAGUCGAAAUUUUGCAUGGGCAUUGGUAACAACCUUCCUCAAGCAGCUUCAUUGUUUUCAAGCGCAUUCGACCCUUCAUGAGCUCACAAAAAGGGUUCACCUCUGACCAUGGAUCAGGCAUGAAAAUGGAGGUCGCAUACUCGGGUCGGCUGAGAAACUCUCUGCUUCACGAGUAAUGGGAAUGGUUAGGUCGGAAAUGACACAUGGCAAAGUGUCGGCGAGGAUGAGUACAACAUGAUGGUCAUCUAAUAAAAACGGUGGCUAAAAUUUUUGAAGGACAAAACCAUGCGAGACUAACAGCGCUUUGAACGACCCUUGUACCGCAGCAGACUCGUGCUCCGGAAAGCAGCUGAAAAUGAAGUCAUAACUAUUGAAAACUGACUAGAAGCUCACAGACAGAGGUUACCCAGUUUCAAAAAUUGCAGGUCAUCAUAAAAUAAAGACAAAAUAUCAUUUAAAAUUGUUUAUAAUAUCUAUAACGCUAAAUUUUGAGGGAAAAUAAUGCGAAAAUCGUCAAUGCCGAGGACAAGUGACCCUCCAAAAGUGUCAAUUAAUGUAAAGUUUUAUCUAACGAAGUUUCAAGAGGCAGAUCUGGAGCAAAUAGCUUUCUUUUACACACAAAAUCCGGACAAAACCGCACGAUGGACAGGUUUUGGCCGUUUACAAAGCAGAACCUCUCCUGAGGAAAACACUCCAAAACCCAGCGAAGGUCUUGGCAUUGGGAAUGACGAGCGUUCGGGAUUUGCAAAUUUUGCAAAAUGUGUCUAAAAAACAGAUGGCCGACACAUUCUGCUACGAUAUGCUGCGAAAAAUUUGCCCCUGGCACUUCCCAUUUGUUCAGGAAUGGGGUUGUUUUGAAAAGGAAAAUGGUGCUUGGGAGGUCAGCGCCAGUCAUUCAUGAAGGAGUUAGCGCCAGAGAAGACCUACAAAAUACUCACGGAUGGUGUCGAUGCAAGCUAUCGGCUUUCAGGGAGAAGCGGAUGUUGCCGGGGAGCUCGUCAAACCUAAAUCCGACGCAGAAACUGCAGGGGAUUCCCCUACAAGAGCUUGAAAGCUGGUAACCUUUUAUCAGCCUCCGGCAGCUGACGGAGUGACGAAAAUCGGUAUGGGCAAAUAUUUUUGGAGAUACAGCAAAGGGUUUGGUUUCCAACCUUCCGAAUCAGUUGUCAAAGCAUGCAUAUUUGUCUAGUGUACACACGGACACCAAAACCUUAGAUUUUUGGCCGGUUCUUAUAUGCUUUAUUGACAUGGGAAAUGUGUAAGCGAACUUUUGAGACACCCUGUACAACGUGCGGUGAAGGCGAACGGACGGUCUCUUAAGGGCGAGCCACCGUGAAUCUGAAGGGGACCAGUCGCCGCGCAGACAGCGGCUGCGACAAUGCAGCUAGCGAUGGCCGAUAGAUCACCAUUGUAGCAGAUCAUACCCGUCAAGAAAUGCUCAUAGAAGGGAUACUAUUGUGACUUGUUGGGUUUUGAAUGCAAUUGUGAUGUCAAUUCAUAUCGAACAAUAGGUAGCGAUUGAAGGCAAACAAUUGAAGUGCAUUUUACAUUCAUCCUCAUACACGAUUCGUAUUCGCAUCUACCGUUUAGUGAGUGCUUUAGCGAUGUCGAGCGCGCAGGAUGGAAGACAAGUAGCUGCAAAGACGUGCGAUUCGAGAGGUUUGUGCUCUGACAGGUGGCGCGUUCAUUUAUUCGAACGCUCCACGACCCAUACAGUAUUACUUCAUAUUGAGUCCUGUGCAAUUAGUGCUUCAUUGUUAGAAUCGACUGUAUUAUGCACAGUCAGUGAGUUGGUGGUCGAACGUGACUAUGAUCUGGCCCGCUCAGAACGGGUCGUACUGAACUUGCUGGAUGUGCUGAAUCUAGAAGCGCCUUAGGCUGUGGAAAAGGUGAAUGACUGAGGCUAUUCAGCUGUUACAAUUAGCCACUUUUUUGUGAUGCUUUGUACUCAGAUGUUACGAAUAUACUUUAUACGACAGCCUA
Molecule: messenger RNA, 3871 nt
Organism: Amphibalanus amphitrite
Lineage: Eukaryota; Metazoa; Arthropoda; Thecostraca; Balanomorpha; Balanidae
Gene: dare
Product: NADPH:adrenodoxin oxidoreductase, mitochondrial-like
Exons: 9
Coding region: 75-1544 (489 amino acids)
Biological process (GO): ubiquinone biosynthetic process
Cellular component (GO): mitochondrion
Source: RefSeq, a predicted model, not a curated record